This is a messenger RNA of Monomorium pharaonis (pharaoh ant), 3135 nucleotides long. RefSeq names its product golgin subfamily A member 2. Gene Ontology annotation, biological process: Golgi organization. Gene Ontology annotation, cellular component: cis-Golgi network; Golgi cis cisterna; Golgi cisterna membrane. NCBI's taxonomy places the organism in Eukaryota, Metazoa, Arthropoda, Insecta, Hymenoptera, Formicidae. The record is from RefSeq and is a predicted model, not a curated record. The coding region runs from base 151 to 2910 and encodes 919 amino acids. The transcript has 13 exons.
UAAACGUAGUCGAAGAUACACGUAGACGUGACAUAACCCUUUUCAAUCAUCGUCACCUCUACCAUUAUUUUUUACAAUGUAAAGUGAUUAUGAAGUUUUUGUAUGCGACGUGAUUCUCGACGAGCAUCCCGCAGUUAAAACUAACGCACGAUGAAUCAAAGUAAGACAGAGAAGCUGUCAGCUGCUAAGAAGAAGUUGAGAGAAUUUAAAUUGCAAAAAAAGUUGCAAGUGCAAGGCACUUUGAACAAACAGCAGGACUCGAAUGCAGACGAAUCUGUAUCACAGUGCCAAACAAAUUGCCAAACUGCAGAAAUGGAUAAACUCUAUAAUCAAAAGACUCAGAAUGAAGUAAAGUGUAUAGAAAAUCAAUAUGAAAAACAUACAGAUAAUAUAGACAUUAUACAUAAAGAAGAAAAUAUAAAUCAUUUUGAUGGUGCUAGUAAUUUUCUAGAUACGACUGAAACCAAAACAGUAACAGAUAAUAAUGAGAUAACAGAGAAGAGCUUACCUAUCUUGGAAAAUUACAUAGAAAGUACUGCAUUACAUAAGAGUGAUACUAAAGAUGUCAUGCAUUCACAUCUUCAGUCAGAUUUCCUACAAUCUGUAGAAAACAGUGGAAGAUAUAAUUUAAAUGUUGUAGUAUCUAACGGUCCUUCAAUCGUGCAGAAAGAACACUUGCUAGAAAUGGCCUCGGAAGUUGCUCAUGCGCUCGACAAUACAGAUCAUAACGAACCGCCAAGUUCGUUCGAUUUUGAUCUAAAGUGUCACAAUCAAUUUUUAAGCUCAUGUCUGGAGGAACAGAAGCAACUUGUAAAUGACUUACAUGUUCAAGUUAGUCGUUACCACAGCAGAGUAGCCGAACUUGAAGGAAUUCUAGCUACAAAAGAUUCAGAGUUUGACGCCAAACUUGUUCGUGAAAUAAAUCCUUUGAAGGAGCAGUUACAGAUCCAUGCGCAGACCACUGGUAUCCUGAUAGCAGAAAAAGCAGAGCUCACAGCAGCUUUGACACAAAGCCAAAGGACUGCGAAACAAAAUUCUGAGGAGAUAGAGGAGAUGAAUAGAAAAUUGAAAUACAGUCAGGUUCGUAUUAAUGAGCUUGAAAAAGAAUUAGUUCAAAUGAGGAGUAAUUCUACUGAUACUCAGAAAAACGCUCAACAAGUGCAACAAAUCUAUGACGACCUUGAGAAGAAAUAUUAUGAACUCAAAAAAGAAAAAGAAGAUUUGGAAUUGGAAACAUCAGAAUUAAAACAGAAGCUAAAUUUAAAGAACACUGAAUUUAUUACUCUACAACAGGAGUUCCAAGAGAAAACAGCUUUGCUUUCCUUAAAUGAAUUAAGGAUACAGCAGCUAACCGAUACAUCGCAAACAUUAGAAUCCCAGCAUCAAACUGUAACAAUAUUGGAGCAACAGUUGGCUCAGAUGAGAGAAACUUUAAAGUUGGUGAAUAAUGAGAAGGAUGAAGCUAGUAGACAAUAUCAAAAUUAUGUUAGACAAUUAGAUGGACAGCAGGCAAAAUUGAUUAAUGAGGUUGAAAAUGGAAAGAAAAUAAUUAGUGAUUUGGAAAAAAGAGAAAAAAGUUAUAUACAACGUUUAUCAGAUUUGGAACAGCAACUGCAACAUGAAAGACAGAAAAAUGAAACUAUACUUCCCUCAAAAGAUCAUAAUGAUGAAAUCGCUAAUUUAAUAAGAAAAAUCGAGGAACUAACUGUAGAACAGGAAAAACUUCAUGUCGCAUUAUCUGAUAGGGAUACUGAGAUUGAAAUGUUAAUGAAAGAAGUGCAGGAAUUACGAAAUACAAAAGAUGAUGGAACUGAUGCAGCAAAAUUAGUACAGGCUCUUGAAAGUGAAAAACUUGGUGCCUCUAGAGCUGUUUCACAAAAUCAGCAAUUGAAAGAACAACUAACUGAAAUGGAAAACGCUUUUGUUACUCUCAGUAAUGACAAGUUGGAUUUGACAGAACAGCUUCAAGCUGAACGAAAUAUUGGCCGAAAAUUAAAUGCAAGAUUAAAUAAUGUUGAGACAGAAAUGGAUAACUUAAAAGAAACAUUAAGGGAAAAGGAAACAUUUUUAAUAGAAUUAGAGAAAGAAAAAUUACAAAAUGCACAAAUUGCAGAUCAAAUGCAGCACUAUCAAGCACAAUCUCACCAUGCCCAUACAUUGCAACAAGAAUUACAAAAUGCUUUAAUUUAUAUAGAAAAUUUAAAAAAAGAAAAUGAAGCUCUCGGAAAAGAAUUGGAGAAUAAAAUACAAACAGAAACACAUUUGUCCAGAGAACCUGUAAACAUGAAUGGAGAUCAGUAUAGAAUUAAAAAUGAGCAAAAUUGUAAUGAUAUUGUAACAACGCAAGAUUUGCCAUUGCCAGAAGAUAAAAAUAUUUCAGAUAAUUUGAGGCCUAUUACGAAACUAGAAACAAGGUUUAAAGAAACGAUGGAAAAGGUUGCCGAAUUAACUGAUGAGAAACAGAGAUUAGAACAUCUUGUUCUCCAGCUUCAAGGUGAAACAGAAACUAUAGGAGAAUACAUUACUUUAUAUCAAAAGCAACGAGCGAUUUUGGGAGAGAGAUGGAAGGAAAGAGAACAAACCUUCCGUCAAUUAGUUGAACAACGUAAUCAGCAACAAGAACAGUUGCACAAAUUAAAAGUAUUAGUUACCGAAUUGCUUAAAAAACAUCCUGAAACACUAAUAAAUCCUACAGAAACCUGUAUUAGUUGUCAUAAAGAUAUAAAUACCGACACUCCUACACUCCCUGAAAAUGAGAAACAGAAUGAAGAUCAACCAUUAAUCGAAGAUAAAACUGCAUCAGAUAUUCUUGAUCUUCUUACAGAAAUCAAAGACUGUAAAGAUGCAUGUAUUAUAGAACCUAAUUUUCACCCAUGCCCAUGGUGUUCCGGAAGGCUCAUCACCAUAUAAUUAUGAAUAAUAAAUUAUUUAAUCUUGUUACAAAUAACUUGUAAUAAAUAUAUCUAUGCGAUAUAUAAAUUAGUUGUAUAGAAAAUAGUGAUAUUUGUAUAUAAAAUUCUUAGACUUUUUUAAACCUCUGUAUCUAUUUCUUAUAAAAUUGCGAACAUAAGAUUUUUAUCCGAGAAUAUAUGUAAUUACUUUAUAAAUAUACAGUGCCUUGAAUAAUUUCACAAA